Messenger RNA from Camellia sinensis, 1940 nucleotides. The record is from RefSeq and is a predicted model, not a curated record. Lineage: Eukaryota; Viridiplantae; Streptophyta; Magnoliopsida; Ericales; Theaceae.
GGAUUUGUCCUACUUUAACUUGAUUCAACUUUUUUGAAACGACUUGAGUUCACUUUUAGCCAUUUUCUCAGCAAAUUUGAAUUUGAUGGAGGAAUAUAGAUGCCCUUAGUCAUUGUUUUUGGAUACGUGCACUGAUGUAAUCAUAGAGUACCCACUAAUGGUAUAAGAAAUGCACUGGAGAGGGGAAAUGUUUCUCCUAUGCAAAAUUUAGUAAAAAAAUGUGAUUUUAUCAAGAAUCAAGAAACUUAGGGUUUUUGUUGCGUGAAUCUUGUUGAUAUGGGUUGAAAGCAACUCAAACUUAUUUAAAUUUUGCUACUGGGUAGCGACUAUUGUAGUGAGAAACAUGUGUGGGACUUGGAGAGCAAUAUCAUAACAAAAAACUAGGGGGAGAGAGAGAGAGAGAGAGAGGAUGUGGGAUUGGUCACUUGUAGCAAAAAGGAAAUUAUACAACUAUAGCUUAUUGUGUCUUUGAUGUUACAAAGAAUUCUACUAUAAGAAACAUUUUAGAAAUCGAACCUGUAUUUGCCUCAAUAGAUAUUUCUCCUUUUAUUAUUUUGAAUGAUUAUUAUCUCUAAAUUGGUGAUGUAAAUAUAUGUAUUUCAGGCUGUAAUAAAGCAGUUUAGUGGGACCAGUUAUGAAAGUUCUGAUGUGAUGGUCAUUGAUGAGGUUGAAAUGCAAAGACAUCAACAGUUAGAGAAAUUUUACAGGUCUACUUGUGCAGGAAAGGAUUUUCAGAAAGAUAUUAUUAAAGCAGCAGAAGCAUUUACAGCCAUAGGGUACAAGAAUAUUGAAGCAGGAACCAAGUUGUCUGAGGAUUGUUUCAGAUAUGGAGUUGAGAACGUUGAUGACAAGAUUCUAGCUAAGGCUGCAUCUCUAUAUGGCGAUACCCGUAAACAUAUGGAACAGGAGCAAGAAGACAUUAAUAGGCAAUUAUUUUCUCAGAUUUUAGAACCAUUGAGAGCAAUGGUAACUGGGGCUCCUUUGGAGGAUGCUCAUCAUCUUGCUCAACGUUAUAGUCGAAUGAGACAAGAAGCAGAGACACAGGCAGCAGAGGUUUCUAGAAGACAUGCUCGACUAAGGGAAGCUCCCAUUCCUGAAAAUGUGGCAAAGUUUCAUGCAGCAGAAUCUAAAAUGCAUGAAUUGAAAGCAAAUAUGGCAGUACUGGGUAAGGAAGCCACAACUGCAUUGGCUUCUGUAGAAUCACAGCAGCAAAGGUUGACAUUCCAGGGGCUUGUUUCAUUGGUUGAAGGUGAAAAAUCAUAUCAUGAAAGAAUAGCUACCAUUCUUGGUGAGGUUGAAGCUGAGAUGGUCUCAGAGAAACAACGAAAAGAGUCUGCUCCUCCUGUAAUUCCAUCCACCUACAGCUUAGAGAAAACAAAGUACUUCUUGGCUGAGGCAAUGCAUGCUUUUGAUGCUGCAUCCGAGAAGGAACUGAGUUUGACAGUUGGUGAUUAUGUUGUUGUACGGAAGGUGAGCCUAUCGGGAUGGUCAGAAGGAGAAUGCAGAGGUAAAGCAGGCUGGUUUCCAUCAGAACAUGUGGAGAAACGCCUGAGGAUUCCCACCAGUAGUGCAUCUGCUGAAGUUUUUUGAGCUGUGUGCUGAUGAUAUGCCUACUAAUGGCCUUGAAUAGAGUGGAGUGGGGAAGAAGGAUUCAUAUAGCUGACCCUAGUUGAUGGGACUUAAGGCUUGGUUUGGUUUGAUGAUAUGUCUUUAUCAAGGACAUAACUUGGAAGGACUAGCUUUCUUUUGUUUAUUUGAUGUAAUUAUUUUUGUUCAAGCCUUGGGUUUUAAUUGUAUUGAGUUGAAUUCAUUUUGAUGUACCAAAGUAUCGACUUAGAAAGAUGUAGCCAUUAUGGCAUAUAAUUAUUCUGGUUUUCUUUUAUUUCAAUCUUUGUACACAUGUCAUAUGCUAUAGAUUCAGGAUCUAGAAUUAUGAAUAU